AUGAAAAAUCAAACAUCUGUGUACGAGUUCAUUCUUCUGGGAUUAACAAAUGAUCCAAAGCUAAAUAUUUUGAUUUUUGUAUUUCUAUUUUUUACAUAUAUACUGAGUGUAACUGGAAACCUUAUCAUUAUUACCCUCACUCUUAUAGAUUCACACCUCAAAACACCCAUGUAUUUCUUUCUCAGGAAUUUCUCUUUCCUUGAAAUCUCAUUCACAACAGUUUGUAUUCCUAGAUUUCUAGUCAGCAUUGCAACUGGGGAUAUGACCAUUUCCUAUAAUUCUUGUAUGGCUCAGGUGUUUUUCUUCAUACUCCUUGGUUCAACAGAAUUCUUUCUUUUGACUGCUAUGUCCUAUGAUCGUUACGUAGCCAUCUGUAAACCAUUGCAUUACACAGCAAUAAUGAGCAAAAGAAUCUGCAUCCAGCUCGUAGUUAGUUCUUGGCUGGCUGGAUUUCUCAUUAUCUUUCCGCCUGUGAUUAUGGGGCUUCGGUUGGAUUUCUGUGACUCCAACAUCAUUGACCACUUCUCCUGUGACUCUUCUCCUAUGCUACUGAUCUCCUGCACAGACACAGCAUUCUUAGAGCUCAUGGGAUUUCUCCUGGCAACGAUCACUCUCAUGGCAACAUUAACAUUAGUGAUUCUUUCCUAUAUAUUCAUCCUUAAGACAAUUCUGAAAAUCCCCUCUGCUGAGCAAAGGAAAAAAGCCUUUUCCACUUGUUCCUCACACAUGAUUGUUGUCUCCAUUUCUUACGGAAGCUGCAUUUUCAUGUAUGUCAAAACAUCAGCAAAAGAAGGAGUGGCUUUGACCAAGGGUAUAGCAGUGCUCAAUACUUCUGUUGCCCCAGUGCUAAACCCUUUUAUUUACUCCCUAAGGAACCAGCAAGUAAAACAGUCCUUUAAGAACUUAGUCAAAAAAUAUUUCUCAAAUCAAUUUUAA
Messenger RNA from Galeopterus variegatus (Sunda flying lemur), 936 nucleotides. Its product is annotated as olfactory receptor 6C76-like. Gene Ontology annotation, cellular component: membrane. The record is from RefSeq and is a predicted model, not a curated record. NCBI's taxonomy places the organism in Eukaryota, Metazoa, Chordata, Mammalia, Dermoptera, Cynocephalidae. The transcript has a single exon. Gene Ontology annotation, biological process: G protein-coupled receptor signaling pathway. Gene Ontology annotation, molecular function: G protein-coupled receptor activity; olfactory receptor activity. The coding region runs from base 1 to 936 and encodes 311 amino acids.